UUUUGUUGUCGUUGAUCGAACAGAUGAAUAAUAGAGCAGCAAUUUGUAUAUAUUCUUGAGGAUUCUGAGGGAGAUUAUAAUUUAAUGUGCUCUUUUAUAGUAAAUAUCAGUAACCGAACCGGAUCCGGCCGGAUUUUUCCGGAGUCCGGGUCCCAAAUCCGGGUUUUCCGGCUGGAUCCAGUCCGGCAUGAAUGUGAAAUCCAUUGUCGAUUAUUAACAAAAGAUCCAAAAGUGGAUUUAGUUUCGUUUACGGGCUCUACAGAAGUUGGCCGUAUUGUUGGUCAACAAGUACAAGCACGCUUUGGAAAAUUACUUCUUGAACUUGGAGGGAAUAAUGGAGUUAUUGUGAUGGAAGAUGCUAAUUUAGAUUUGGUUGUGCCUGCAGUUACUUUUUCUUGUCAAAGAUGUACAACAACUAGACGUUUAAUUGUACAUAAACAAGUUUAUGAUGUUCUUAUUGAAAGGUUGACAAAUGCUUUUAAACAAAUUGAGUCGAGAAUUGGAGAUCCGUUAAACGAAAAUACUUUGGUUGGCCCAUUACAUACAAAAACUUCUGUUCUUGCUUAUAAAUCGGCAAUUGCUGAGGCUAUUGCUAAUGGAGGUAAAGUAGAAUGUGGAGGUAAAAUAUUGGAGGAAUUAAAAGGAAAUUAUGUAUUACCUACUUUAAUUAGUGGAUUGAAACAUAAUUCUGAUUUGGUUUUGAAAGAAACUUUUGCACCUAUUUGCUAUAUUUUAAAAGUAGAUAGCUUUGAAGAAGCAAUUUCAGUUAAUAAUGAAACUAGACAAGGGCUUUCUUCUUCAUUAUUUACACAAAAUGUUGAACGUUUAUUUAAAUGGAUUGGACCAUUUGGAAGUGAUUGUGGAAUUGUAAAUGUAAAUAUUGGUACAAGUGGUGCGGAAAUUGGGGGUGCUUUUGGUGGAGAAAAAGAAACUGGGGGAGGAAGAGAAAGUGGUUCUGAUGCUUGGAAAAAUUAUAUGCGUAGAUCUACUUGCACAAUUAAUUUUGGAAAGGAUUUACCUUUAGCUCAGGGUGUGAAAUUUGAAUAA
Meloidogyne enterolobii is the source of this 1047-nucleotide messenger RNA. Lineage: Eukaryota; Metazoa; Nematoda; Chromadorea; Rhabditida; Meloidogynidae. The record is from the annotation of a GenBank genome assembly.